Schistosoma rodhaini is the source of this 3919-nucleotide messenger RNA. The record is from the annotation of a GenBank genome assembly. Lineage: Eukaryota; Metazoa; Platyhelminthes; Trematoda; Strigeidida; Schistosomatidae.
GUCGAUCAUGAACUCCCGUUCGAAUAGCGCGCUUUUUUUGGGUAUCCGUUGAAUUUCUGGAAUAUCAAGUUUUCUCAUAUUUUAGUCGUGUUUUACUGCAACAAAUUUGCGAAAUCAAUGCGGAAGAUGGUAAUUAAGCUUUCUAUGUUUUGUAGUGUACAAUUUGGCUCCAUUGUUGCUUCGUAACUUGACCUGGGAUACUAAUUACCCUACUGAACCUCACUUUCCUUGUUUAAGAUUUGUUGGGGUCGACAAAACAGCGUAUUGAGAAUAACUUAGCAGUCAUGGGUACCCUGAGUUUGUGUGAAUCGUUGUUAUCCUCAAGAAUUAGGACGAAAUGUCGAGUAACCGGUAGGUCUUAAAUAGUUUGUAGUCCUUUCUUCAGUUAUUGAAGUAUUAUCGAAAGAAGUAACUUUCUUUUAUUAAUUAUUAAGUGCUACUUAUUAAGUUCUACUUACAACACCAAUAAUAAAAAUUAUUUAUGUUUUUUCAACUCUGUAGAUAUUCGUUAUUCCAGUCAGUAAUAAGGGAUAAUUUUGGACAGGGGCGUCCUCUUCUGUUCGCAUAGACUCAAAAAACAAUUUCGAGCAGAUGUAAUCUGGAUCUUGGCUAAUUUCAGAAGGCGAACUCUUACAGGUAAGCCUAAUCAAUUACGAAAUAAAUAAACUAAAUAGCUCAUCAUAUUGUUAGACAAUGCAGCCGAUGGAAAGUAAAUAACACACAUAACUUCCGUAAUAAGGCCCCUAGUUGCACCCCUGUUGAAGCAUAUAGCCCUAGUCAUUUCAAACCAAGUGCGGAACAUAAACUCGCUUCCCCCGUACAGUUCGCAUCAGAAAGUACUGCCACCCUUUCCUCCUGGAUAAACUCCCCAAGCAACUUCACUAGCUCAUUUGAUACAUGCCCCAGUAACUCUAGCUAUCAAAAUACAGAGCUAUUGAAAAACACUAAAUCCAUUACUUCAAACAUACAUCACUCACGCGAGGCUCAAGACAUCUUUAAUCGAGAUACUCUCUCUCACUUUAACUUAGUAGGCCACUUGUUUAAUAUGUGUCUUAUCAAUGCUAGGUCGAUCUGCAAUAAAAAAAACUGAUUUAGCUCUGUUUGCUUCCAUAUAUUAACCAUCACUUAUAAUGAUAUCUGAAGCAUGGACUAACAGUAAUAUUUCCGAUCUAAGUAUAUCUCUUGAUAACUACCUCCUAUAUAGAAGCGAUAGAUUGAAAGGACGAGGCGGAGGAUGCCUUAUUUAUGCUCACUCUAGCUUAAACUCACUAAUAUGCGAUAUACCUGAACUAAACAAACUGAAGGACUCGGUGUGGAUUGUUUUAAAGCCAUCAAAUUCCAUUACCUUACUGUUCGGUUGUAUCUACCAGCAACCUAACUUGGCAAUAGGUGAAAUAGCAGUAUUAUCAGAGGUAUUCACACUAGCAUCAUACCUUCCAUUCACAGGCAAGCUCAUUUGUGGUGACUUCAACAUGCCUGAAAUUUCUUGGUUUCCAGUCAAAGCUCCGAAACGUUAUGAAUCAUUUAUUGAAUGUCAAGAACUAGGACAGUGGACUCAAUAUGUUAGUAGCCCUACCAGACAUCAAAAUAUCUUGGACUUAGUCUUUACCAGUGGCAUCACCCCCAAUACUGUGUAUAUUGGAAAAAAGUUCCCAGGUAGUGAUCAUAACACUGUCGUAUGUAGUCUUAAUAUAAAAAACACAAACGGUAGACGUAAAAAUGUAACCCUUCGUAGAAACUAUCGUAAGGUAGAUUGGAAUAAUUUUCACAAUUACCUAAGAAGCACUGACUGGGGAACAUUCUUUACUGCAAACAAUACCGACACACUAACCAAUAUAUUUUAUCACAACAUCGAAAGUAUCAUGAACAAAAUCGCACCUUUAGAGUACUGGAGACCUGAGUUUUCUAAAGAUCUGUUUAUACCGGUCGGUACACGAAGACGUCUGCAGAGACAUUGUACUCGCUUCCACAACUCUAAUGACUUCUCCUCUUUAGUAACGAUGACAGAAAUACUUGUCCAGACAGACACAAUAAGUACACAAAUAGCAAUCGAACAGGAAAAACGUGCUGUCGAACUUAGUAAUAACUCCUCGGCACUCACCACACUCUUUCGAAAUAAACUUAAACGUUCUAAGUCGAGAGGAAACAUAUUUAUUAAAGACAAACAAGUAUACGAAGAUCCUAAACUUGUUACGGAACUAUUUAAUGAACACUUUUGUUCCUCAUUAACUGAUGAAAAACCACUUAAUGAUUCAGAACUUAUCACAGCAUCUGCCUGUGAGAUUACUAACGUAGACUUCAAUGUACAGAAUAUCUCUAAGGCAAUUAGUACAUUGAAACACUCCUACACUGAUGGACCAGAUGGUAUUCCGGCUAGCAUGCUAAAACGUGGAGGCGAUGAUAUGUGUGUUUUAUUACUCAAACUAUUUGCAAUAUCACUCUCUACAGCACAUUACCCUACUGCUAGGAAAACUACACACAUCAUUCCCAAAAUUAAAACAGGACCUGAAGCAAAUGUUGAAAAUUACCGACCCAUAAACAUAACUUCAGUGGUGUCUAGAGUGAUGGAGAAAGUAGUUAAAGCGGCGUUAGUCCAACAUGUAAUUACUAAUAAUCUCAUCUCGGUCUCCCAACAUGGAUUUCUUAGGUCCAGAUCAUGUGAUACAUGCCUAGUGGACUACAUGAAUGAUAUAACUCUGAAACGAGACAAUGGACUCCUUGUAUCAGUCAUAUUUUUAGACUUUAGGAAAGAUUUUGAUAAGGUUCCACACAAACGGCUACUAGCCAAACUACGGUCCUUCGGAAUCAACAACCCACUCUAUUCAUGGAUUGUUUCAUUCUUAAAAGGACGUAAACAAAUGGUAAAGUACAAAGACUGUCUCUCAUUACCUAGACCAAUAACUAGUGGCGUCAUCCAGGGAAGUGUAUUGGGCCCACUUUUGUUUCUCAUGUAUAUAAACGAUAUAUGUAACAUCAUAAAAUCUGGGAAACCAUACUUAUAUGCUGAUGAUCUCAAAAUAGUAUACAGUUAUAAGCCUCAGGUUCUAAGUGAAAGUGUACGCCUGAUUCAAGAUGAUCUCAAUAACCUAUCUGGAGCGAAAAGUGGCAAUUACCAUUUAACCUUCACAAAUACGGGAUCAUGCACUUUGGAAAGCACCCCUAUGAACCCCAACUUUACUUAAAUAAAAGUAAAGUCCAGACACUUAAUUCAGUACACGAUCUAGGAAUAAAUUACACAGGAAGCCUAAACUUUAAAGCACACGCCUCCUUUAUUAUUUCUAAAGCCAGACGUCUAAUUGGCUUCAUAACAAAAAGUUUCUUCACGACAGAUGCCAAGCUUACUCUCUACAAAAUAUGUGUACGACCUUCCGUAGAAUACUGCUCUUUUAUCUUCUCUAAUAUGAAUACCACUGACAAAAUAAGAGUAGAAGAUGUUCAGAGACGCUUUACACGCCAACUGCUAGGAAGUGACACCACUCUUGAUUACACAAGUAGAUGUAAGCACCUCUCUUUAGAACCUUUAUGGCACCGUCGAUUAAGGAACAAUCUGAUAUUUCUCUACAAAGCAAUAAAUGGACUGUCAUUCCUCACCUCCUGUCCAACUAUGAUCAAUGACCCUGCCUAUAGACUAAGAAACAAUGCAUAUAAACUAUUUACCGAAAAACACCAAAAACAAAUGCGUUGUAGGUUUUCUACAGUUCGGUAUAGUUUAUUGUGGAACAGGUUGCCAAUACCUAUCCGUAACUGUGACACCUUUACCAAAUUUAAAAGGCUAAUAACCCUGUUACUAAACUCUAAAGAGCUUCACCAACUAUUCCUUGAACUCCCGCCUACCAAUGAGGCACUUUAUUAUGGACCGCCCAAUAUCUAGACGGAACAAGAUUAUAACGAACUCCAUUGUCGUUAGUAUGAGUAUAGC